AUGGAUUUACUUGAAGUGUUAGCAAUAUUUCUUUCCCAUGAAAAUGAGAUGUGCCAUGCUUUGCAGGCUUUGGAGAAUUGUUUGCAGGAGCAGACACGGCUCAGAGCUCAGGUGCACCUGCUGGAGACCCGGGUCAAACAGCAACAGAUCAAGAUGACUCAGCUUUUGCAUGAAAAGGAAAUCCAGUUCCUGGACAAGGUUGAGGAGAUCAGUGUCAUUGACCUUGGGGGCAAGAGGCAGUAUGCAGACUGUUCUGAGAUUUUCAAUGAUGGAUUUCAGCGAAGUGGAUUUUAUAAAAUCAAACCCCUUCAGAGCCCAGCAGAAUUCUCUGUUUACUGCGACAUGUCUGAUGGAGGAGGGUGGACUGUGAUUCAAAGACGAUCUGAUGGUAGUGAGAACUUUAACAGGGGUUGGAAUGACUACGAAAAUGGCUUUGGAAAUUUUGUCCAAAAAAACGGUGAAUAUUGGCUGGGUAAUAAGAAUAUUCAUUUGUUGACUGUACAAGGAGACUACACUUUAAAAAUUGACCUUGCAGAUUUUGAAAGAAAUAGCCGUUUUGCACAAUAUGACAAUUUCAAAGUUGGUGAUGAAGAGUCUUUGUAUGAGUUGAAUAUCGGGGAAUAUUCUGGAACAGCUGGAGACUCCCUCUCAGGAAAAUUUCACCCUGAGGUACAGUGGUGGGCUAGUCACCAAAAAAUGAAGUUCAGCACAUGGGACAGAGAUAAUGACAACUACAAAGGAAACUGUGCAUGGGAAGAUCACUCUGGCUGGUGGUUUAACAGGUGUCACUCUGCAAACCUAAAUGGCAUAUACUAUAGGGGCCCCUACACAGCCAAAACGGACAAUGGAGUGAUCUGGUACACCUGGCAUGGGUGGUGGUAUUCUCUGAAAUCUGUGGUUAUGAAAAUUAGGCCAAAUGAUUUUAUUCCAAAUGUUGUAUAA
This is a messenger RNA of Jaculus jaculus (lesser Egyptian jerboa), 942 nucleotides long. RefSeq names its product fibrinogen like 1 (gene Fgl1). The transcript has 6 exons. Lineage: Eukaryota; Metazoa; Chordata; Mammalia; Rodentia; Dipodidae. The record is from RefSeq and is a predicted model, not a curated record. The coding region runs from base 1 to 942 and encodes 313 amino acids. Gene Ontology annotation, biological process: negative regulation of T cell activation; regulation of immune response.